UAAAUUGCCGAAUCAUUCAAUAUUUUCAAGUAAAACAAGGAAGUUUUUUUUAAUUUCUGAUUCAAACCAUAAUAAUAUCAUCGAUCAAACAUUAAAUAAAGUUAUGGCAGGAACUCUCGAAGAUAAAUCAAUAUGGGAAGAGGAGGAAUCCUUAGCAGAAGAGGUAUUACGAAUGCCAACAGAUGAAAUUCAAUCGCGAACUCGUUUAAUGGACAAUGAAAUUAAGAUCAUGAAGUCAGAAGUGAUGAGAAUAACUCAUGAGUUACAAACACAGAAUGAGAAAAUCAAGGAUAACACGGAAAAGAUUAAGGUGAACAAGACAUUACCAUAUCUUGUAUCGAAUGUUAUUGAACUGUUGGAUGUUGAUCCACAAGAGGAAGAAGAUGAUGGAGCAGUAAAUUUAUUGGAUUCUCAGCGUAAAGGCAAAUGUGCUGUCAUAAAAACAUCAACAAGACAAACUUAUUUCCUUCCUGUCAUCGGACUGGUCGAUGCUGAAAAAUUGAAGCCUGGCGAUCUUGUUGGUGUCAAUAAGGAUUCUUAUCUCAUCCUUGAAACCUUACCAGCUGAAUACGAUGCUCGUGUAAAAGCCAUGGAGGUCGACGAACGUCCAACUGAACAAUAUUCGGAUAUUGGUGGCCUCGAUAAGCAAAUUCAAGAACUUAUUGAAGCUGUAGUCUUACCAAUGACACACAAAGACAAAUUUAAAAAUCUUGGAAUUCAUCCACCCAAAGGUGUUUUGCUUUAUGGUCCACCUGGUACUGGAAAAACUCUUCUUGCGAGGGCAUGUGCAGCACAAACAAAAUCCACAUUUUUAAAGCUUGCUGGUCCACAGCUUGUGCAAAUGUUUAUUGGCGAUGGUGCUAAGUUAGUGCGUGAUGCAUUUGCUUUAGCAAAAGAAAAAGCUCCAGCAAUUAUCUUUAUUGAUGAGUUAGAUGCCAUUGGAACGAAACGUUUUGAUUCAGAAAAGGCUGGCGAUCGUGAAGUUCAACGUACUAUGUUGGAGUUAUUGAAUCAACUUGAUGGCUUUAGUUCAACAGCAGAUAUUAAAGUUAUUGCUGCUACAAAUCGUGUUGAUAUUUUGGAUCCAGCAUUACUUCGUUCUGGACGUUUAGAUCGAAAGAUUGAAUUUCCACAUCCAAAUGAAGAAGCUCGAGCUAGAAUUAUGCAAAUUCACUCUCGUAAGAUGAAUGUUAGUCCCGAUGUGAAUUUUGAAGAAUUAGCACGUACAACCGAUGAUUUCAACGGUGCUCAAUGCAAAGCUGUUUGUGUUGAGGCUGGUAUGAUUGCUCUUCGUCGUUCAGCAAGUACCGUCACUCAUGAAGAUUUUAUGGAUGCUAUCAUGGAAGUGCAAGCUAAGAAGAAAGCAAAUUUGAAUUAUUAUGCUUAAGAUUUAGAUCGUGUUUGUGCUUAUGUAUCACAUAAUUUUUUCUUUUUCUCAUUAAAAAUGAUUUAAUAAAAUAGUUUUUCAUUCAUAA
Molecule: messenger RNA, 1475 nt
Organism: Clunio marinus
Lineage: Eukaryota; Metazoa; Arthropoda; Insecta; Diptera; Chironomidae
Source: the annotation of a GenBank genome assembly